Messenger RNA from Amoebophrya sp. A120, 291 nucleotides. The record is from the annotation of a GenBank genome assembly. Lineage: Eukaryota; Dinophyceae; Syndiniales; Amoebophryaceae.
AUGCUAGCGCCGAUUCCGCGGAGACCGAGCUCUACCGCGGGGGGCUCGGGCUCGUUUUUAGAUGAUUUUGAGCCUGUUGAUGUUGACCGGGGCGGCAACGAGGAUCUUCGUGUUCGGGCGGGAGAGGAAGAAAUUUAUGGACCGCGCGACAGAGUGGGAAGUAUAGGCAGUGCUAACGCGAUGAAUCCUUCUACGAAUUCCUCGCUCUUUCAGGAGCAGCUGCAAGAGGACCAUGAUUUCCAGCUGAGUGAAGCGGCAGUUGACGCCGAUCAUCCGGACUUUCAGAACAAG